AUGACCAAGGAUACUGCACCUGUCUCUCCCAAGAUGUCUCAGGUCUGGGAUCGGACUGCUGAUGCUAAGCUUCUUGCGGCGAUCAUUGAAACGAACCCCAAUCCUAUCGACUUCAACGCUGUUGCUGCCUACAUGGGAGAUGGCCGCACUCCGAAUGCCUUGAGACAUCGUGUCAUCCGAAUCAAGGAGAGUGCCAAGGGCGGAGACAUGGACUCCACGCCCAAGGGCCCGCCUGCCGCCACCCCCGCCAAACGCAAGAGGGGAACGGCCACCAAGGUUACCAAGCCCAAGGGCAAGGCCAACUCCAAGGCCAACUCCAAGACCACACAGGCCCAGGCUGGGGCUACUUCUACCAUCGACAACAAUGACACCGCCAUGGCCGAGGGUCUUGCCCAGGACGAGGACGAGGUGAGCAACAUGAAGCUCAAGACCGAAACCUCGGACAAUGAGUACGUUCCUCCUACUGCCGAGGACAACAGCACCGACUAA
Molecule: messenger RNA, 489 nt
Organism: Penicillium alfredii
Lineage: Eukaryota; Fungi; Ascomycota; Eurotiomycetes; Eurotiales; Aspergillaceae
Exons: 3
Coding region: 1-489 (162 amino acids)
Source: RefSeq, a predicted model, not a curated record